This is a messenger RNA of Trichosporon asahii var. asahii CBS 2479, 1629 nucleotides long. RefSeq lists its product as uncharacterized. Gene Ontology annotation, cellular component: membrane. The coding region runs from base 1 to 1629 and encodes 542 amino acids. The record is from RefSeq and is a predicted model, not a curated record. Gene Ontology annotation, molecular function: carbohydrate:proton symporter activity. The transcript is spliced from 2 exons. Gene Ontology annotation, biological process: transmembrane transport; carbohydrate transport. NCBI's taxonomy places the organism in Eukaryota, Fungi, Basidiomycota, Tremellomycetes, Trichosporonales, Trichosporonaceae.
AUGCCCGACUCGGUGCACUCAGUCGGAAAGGAAGACGAGAAGAUUGAUGUCGCGCACAUCGACCAUGGCGUCGAUGCCGCGACCGUCCUCGCGGCGGCGCGCAUGGCCGACCCAGGCCCCGGAUGGAGCGACCCUAGGUGGUACAAUUUCAUGGCCAUUGUGACCAUUGCGUGUGCUGCGUCCGCCGACGUCGGCUUUGACGGCACUAUCAUCGGAAGCGUGAACAGCAUGGACACGUUCCACAAGUACUUCGGACUCCAGGACGCGCUCACGGGCACCAACAUUGUGUUCGGCAUCUACACGGUCGGCAUGGUUGUCGCAUUCUUCCCCUCGAUCAUCAUCCCGGACUGGAUCGGCCGUCGCUGGGCCAUGUUCUUCGGCAAUGCUCUCCUGAUCAUGGGCUGCUUCAUCAACGGCUACGCCAAGAACAUGGACUGGCUGCUUGCGGGCCGCUUCUUUGUCGGUCUCGGCGGCACCCUCGCCGGAACAGCUGCCAAGGUGUACCUUGCCGAGGUGUCUUCUCCCUGGAACCGUGGAUUCGUGCUCGGCCUGUCCAACUGCUGCUGGUACGUCGGCAACAUUGUUGCGACUGGCGUGGCGAUCCCGUACGGCCCCCGCAACGACGACUCGAGCUGGCGCGUCCCCUUCCUGCUCCAGAUGACCUUUGCGGCCGUCAACUUCCUCUUCAUCAUGCUGUGCCCCGAGUCGCCCCGCUGGCUCUACGCCCGCGGCAAGAAGGAGCAGGCGGCGCGCAUCCUCGCCAACCUGCACUCGCGCGACGACGACGUCAACUCGCCCCUCGUCCAGCUCACCAUGACCGAGAUCGAGGAGAACGUCAAGCAGGACGGUGCCGACAAGCGCUGGUGGGACUUCCGCCCCAUCUGGCGCACCCGCGGCGACCGCUACCGUUUCGGUCUCUGUGUCAUUGUCGCGUGCUGGGGCCAGCUGUCCGGUAACGGCAUGGUGAGCUACUUCAUGCCGUCUCUCCUGAAGGAGGCGGGCAUCACGAGCGGCAACGAGCAGCGCACCCUCACCCUCGUCUCGAGCGUUGUCGCCAUGAUCGGCGCCAUGAGCGGCGCCGCGUGCAUCGACUACGUCGGCCGUCGGCCGCUCAUGCUCGGCUCUGAGAUCUGGGCCGCGUGCUGUCUCGGCAUCAUUGCCGGUCUUGUACAGCCGAACGGCGUGCAGAACAACGCCCGCUCCAAGGCCGGUAUCGCGUUUAUCAUGCUCUGGAACGUCUUUUUCUCCUUCGGUUGGACGCCGCUGCAGGGCCUGUAUCCCGCCGAAAUCCUCAGCUACGAGGUGCGCGCCAAGGGUCUCGCGCUGCAGGGCUGGUGCGCCGCCGUCUUCUCCCUCAUCAACACCUUCGGUAUCCCGGACGCCAUGAAGGCCCUCGGAUGGAAGGUCUACCUUAUCUUCAUGUGCUGGGACGUCGUUGGAUGCGUGGUCAUCUGGCUCUUUGUCGUUGAGACCAAGCAGCUCUCGCUCGAGGAGCUCGACGACGUCUUCGAGGCGCCCUACCCCAAGGCUCGCAGUGUCGAGCUUCGCCGCGAGGCCAAGCUUCGCGCCAGGGAGCACAGGGAGGCCGAGGGCGCCCUCCAGCUCCAGCCCGCGCAGAUCAACGCGUGA